Spea bombifrons (plains spadefoot toad) is the source of this 1682-nucleotide messenger RNA. RefSeq names its product epithelial cell adhesion molecule (gene EPCAM). Gene Ontology annotation, cellular component: membrane. The record is from RefSeq and is a predicted model, not a curated record. The coding region runs from base 320 to 1267 and encodes 315 amino acids. NCBI's taxonomy places the organism in Eukaryota, Metazoa, Chordata, Amphibia, Anura, Pelobatidae. The transcript has 9 exons.
ACUGGGGAUCGGGGCUGCGGGAGUUGGAGCUCCGCUUCUGGAUUACGUAACGCGUGGAUUUGAGUUGUUAAUCGCGCCGCAGACCCCCUUAGGAGUCCCCGCGGGUUGUGUUGGAGGGUCUGGUUUCGGAGGGGGGUUGGUGUAAUCAGAGAAGGGCUAGCGAGUUUCGUCCUUGUUUGUGAUUGAGGGAGGAACCCGCCGGACCGGUCUGACCUGUGGGAGAAGGCGGGGUAGGAAGCGGCUAAGGUGAGCCCUCCUGAAAGGACUGAAGAGGACAGACAGAGAAGACUGCAAGGCGCCGAGGAGAGCCACGGUCACGAUGAAGCUCGCCAAUGUACUGAGUCUGGGGGUAGCCCUCAUGUGCUGCUUCCUCGCCACAAACGCCCAAGCUCCAGGUUGCAAGUGUAUGUCACACAAUCAAGGCAAAUGUGAUGCAUCUGGAGGUACAACUGCUGCUGACUGCAAAUGCACGCUUCCAAUAGGUGCCGAAAACGUUAACGUGGACUGCACCAAAUUGAUUCCAAAAUGCUUGCUAAUGAAGAAAGAAAGUCUUGGGACAAAAGCAGGCAGGCGACCAAGACCAGAAGGUGCACUUAUUGACAAUGAUGGCUUGUACAACCCAGAGUGCGAUGCCAAUGGCAUGUUCAAGGCCAGGCAGUGCAAUUAUACCAGCACUUGCUGGUGUGUGAACUCUGCCGGUGUAAGAAGAACCGACAAAGGGGACGAGAACUUUAAAUGCACAGAGCUGGUCAGAACUUAUUGGGUGAUUGUGCAAAUGAAACGGAUUACCACAGAUGUGCAAGACAGUGACUUGAAAGCGGCUUUAACGAACCUCAUUACAAAUAGAUACAAACUGCCUGUAAAGUACAUCUCUAAUAUCGAGUUUGAAGAUCCCCUCGUCUUUGUGGACUUGAAACAAAAUUCUUCUGAGAAGGUGGCGGGUGAAGUGGACAUAGCAGAUGUUGGCUACUACAUGGAGAAAGAUUUAAAGGGAGACCCCAUCAUUCAUGCAGAUGAGAAAUUUGCAGUUGUUGUCAAUGGCAAAAAUGUUAUUCUUCAGGAUCCUUUAAUCCUUUACAUUGAUGAGAAGGCACACGAAAUUUCCAUGAAACGUUUAACUGCUGGUGUCAUAGCUGUGAUUGUGGUGGUUGUAUUGGCCAUUAUUGCUGGGAUAGUUGUACUGGUUCUUACCAGAAGAAAGAAGGGACGAUACGAGAAGGCUGAGAUGAAAGAAAUGAAUGAAAUGCAGAGGGAGCUGACAUCCUAGGAAAGUGCUAAGGGUCUGCAUCAUCCGAACAUGCCAGGGGGUUCACUGACGAGAGACAAAUUUUGUAUCAUUCUAGAAUUUAGAAUUCUAACCACCACCUCCAUAUUGUGAUAAUAGGUUGCAAUGGAUUUGCACCAAGUUGUAUAUAUUAGUGGAAUGCCACUUUGAUAUAUUUUUUUUAAAGAUAUUUCAUGUCUGGCACAUCGCCUUCUGCCCAACACAUUGUAAUGCAAGGUCAUGUUAUAUUAAUUUGGGGAUUCUGUUUUUAUGGCAUGUGUGUAAGUGGUGUUCAAAUUGGCAUAUAAAGAUUGUUGGCUAAUAAAGAUGUUUUUAUUGAUGUUCUGUAUAUAUUCUGUAUUGAUAAGUUUUUCUUUUUUAUUGUCAACAUUGAAACAAAUAAAACGUUUAACUACCA